GAUGGAAGACUCAGCGAUAUCAAAUUUCCCUUUUCCAAAUGCUCCCCCUUCCCUCCUGUUAUUCCUCCAUCUCAAUCCUGAACACCCUACAUGCAGUAGGCAAGGGACUAAUCAAACAAGUGUCUAGGUUUGACGAUGAUGACGUUCUCAGCAUUGAGAGAGGGCCAGCCUCGCCGUCCUUGUUGGGCCAGCCUCUCUUUGGUCGGCCUUAGUGGUAUCGAUUUUUCUCUCACACACGGAGCUCACGAAUACUGGAUACUGUCGAGGUUGGUUUGCAACUCGAUAACUCCUUUCCCUUCCCUGUUCCAUAUGGACUCUGUGACGAGCCUGGGUUCGAACUAGCUGCCUUCUGGUUGAGUGGAAAGAAAAACGACACUUCUGCGAAGAUCAAGGUGGCAUCAUAAUCAUCUGAGUGUUCUAAACACGUUGAUUGGUCUGCCAAACCGAAGUUAUUAGAGCAAAAUACGACUGUGCGGCAAGAAUAUAGCCGUGAUGGGCAACACCGACACCAAAUUAAACUUUCGGAAGGCUGUCAUCCAAUUGACGACCAAGACUCAACCCGUGGACGCCGGAGAAGACUCGUUCUGGGAGCAGUUCUGGUCUGAGAGUGUGACCAAUGUCCAAGAUGUAUUUACGUUGGUACCGAGCACAGAGAUCCGUGCCCUGCGAGAGGAAUCUCCCUCAAACCUGGCCACGCUGUGCUACAAAGCCGUGGAGAAAUUGGUUUUGGCUGCCGAUGCCAGUUGUCGGACUCAGAAAGAUCACAUUGAAGUACUUAAUAGCGUGAGGUUACUGACCCGGCUCAUCCCAUACAUUUUUGAAGAGCCCGAAUGGCGAUCUUUCUUUUGGUCAUCCAUCCCGGAAUCCAAUGGUGGCGGGUCUGCCGCAUCUUCGUCCGGACAUAAUGAUUCUCAGCCUCUGGCUCAGUCUAUGCUCAACGCCGUUUGCGAUCUGCUCUUUUGUCCGGAAUUUACCGUCGCUCCGAACAAAAAUGGAGCUCGAGAUGAGGCAGAUGAUCUUCAAACCUUGGACAGUUGUGAAUAUAUAUGGGCCUCGGGAGUUGGAUUUGCUCAUAAACCAAUCGACAAUCCGCAAUAUGACUUGAAUCGCCGAGAGCUGCUCAGAUUGCUGCAAACGUGCUUCUCACAGAGCAUGUACUUGCCACCCGUAGGAGAUGCACACGUUCAAUCCAACCGGUGGGUUCAGUAUUUUACAUCCAGUGAGAAUCGCCACGCCUUGCCCUUGUUCACGUCCCUACUGAAUAUCGUGUGCGGUUAUGAUCCAGGAGGUAUCUUACCUUACAAUCACUUGCUUUUCCACGAUUCGCGGGAAGAACUGGUCGACGUGGCCUUGCAAGUACUUAUCGUUACGUUGGACCAGGAAGCUACAUCAACCAAUAUUGUGGAUGAAGAUUCCACAUUUCCCGACAACCUGUUUUUGAACUACCUUUCUCGAAUUCAUCGUGAAGAAGAUUUCGACUUUAUCCUCAAGGGUGUGACGCGUUUGCUCAUGAAUCCCUUGGCCCAAACGUAUCUACCCAACUCUCAACGGAAAGUCCACUUCCAUCAGGAGCUACUAAUCUUCUUCUGGAAGUUCUGCGAGCACAACAAAAAGUUCCUGUUCUUUGUCUUGAAGUCCAGUGAUGUCUUGGACAUCCUGACCCCGAUCCUUCACCACCUCAAUGAUGCCCGUGCGGACCAAAGCCGAGUGGGUCUGAUGCACAUUGGGGUAUUCAUUCUAUUGCUCUUGAGUGGGGAGCGCAAUUUUGGUGUCCGAUUGAACAAGCCGUAUACGGCCACGAUUCCUAUGGAUAUCCCAGUUUUCACUGGAACUCAUGCAGAUCUCCUGAUCAUUGUUUUCCAUAAGAUCAUCACCACCGGCCAUCAAAGACUCCAACCUUUGUUCGAUUGCCUAUUGACCAUCUUGUGCAAUGUGUCCCCAUACAUCAAGUCUAUGUCCAUGAUAGCCGCCUGCAAGUUGAUUCAUCUGCUGGAGGCCUUCACCACACCCUGGUUCCUCUUCUCUUCGCCUACCAAUCAUCAUUUGGUUUUCUUUAUAUUGGAAAUUUUCAACAACAUCAUCCAGUACCAAUUCGACGGGAAUUCCAACCUUGUGUAUAGCAUCAUUCGGAAGCGCCAAGUGUUCCAUCAUUUGGCCAACCUCCCCACAGACUGUGGGAGUAUCAACAAGACCCUAACUCGCCGAGGCAAAAAACAGCUGACGACAACGCCAUCGACUACUAGUUCAGUUGCGAAUGCCAACAUCGUCAUGGAGGGAGCCAAACCAGCUUUACCAGCCGAACCAGGGACCUUAAAAGCCAGUUUAAUGGACAUGCCUGGGAUUGAGAACAUGACAGAAAAGGAAUCUGCCCAUCCAAGUCAAAGGCAAUUAGAUAAAUUGACUCGAGCAGGACCAGGCGCUACUCUGUUUUCUACGGGCCUCUUGGGCUCGGAGACUCAAGUCAAUGAAGAAAGUGAGGGUCAACCGAUUCAGCCGACCACAGAAACUGAUCAAACAGCCACGCUCGUAGAUCAGAAUCGUGCCAUGGCUGCAAAUUUGGCCUCGCUGACUCGGCAACCCUCUCUAGAAUCGGCUAGUAUGAGGUCGACGGGAGAGUCCCUGAAAGGCGAUACAGAGAUUAGCCGAAAUAGCGUGCAAAGGACCUUGUCUAGGGCCAGUGAGCAAAGUGUUGCCUCGUCUCGGGUGGCUCCCACCGAGAGUUGGGUUCCCACUCAAGAUUGGGUGGCUUCGUGGAAGGUCAAGCUACCACUGCAAACCAUCAUGAGGCUCCUCCAGGUACUGGUCCCACAAGUAGAAAAGAUAUGCAUCGACAAAGGCUUGACAGAUGAGUCUGAGAUCCUCAGAUUUCUACAACAUGGCACGUUGGUAGGCUUGCUGCCUGUUCCACAUCCUAUCUUGAUAAGAAAAUACCAGCCCAAUCCAGGGACAGCCAUGUGGUUCCGAACUUACAUGUGGGGAGUGAUCUAUUUGAGGAACACAGAUCCCCCCAUCUGGUACGAUACAGACGUCAAACUCUUCGAGAUCCAAAGAGUGUAAGAAAAGCCGUUGGGGUAGAUUGCUCUAACAAUGUGGGGUCUGGUCUUCGUUUUGAGGCCAUCUAGCUUGGUCUGUGUUGGACAUAUUUACGAAUGAAUGACAAUGGUUCGAGUCGAGGUGUCAUGUGGCACUGCAUUAAACACAUUUUUCUCUGAUUACAAGUUGUGUCCCAUCCAAGACGAAUGAUCAGCCCAAAUAUCUGAUUCAGGCUAAUGGUGUAUGUAUGUGUGAAUCCCGAUAAACCAAAGUAUUUUGAA
Tigriopus californicus is the source of this 3314-nucleotide messenger RNA. RefSeq names its product protein HID1-like. The coding region runs from base 493 to 3057 and encodes 854 amino acids. Lineage: Eukaryota; Metazoa; Arthropoda; Copepoda; Harpacticoida; Harpacticidae. Gene Ontology annotation, cellular component: membrane; Golgi trans cisterna; Golgi medial cisterna. The transcript is spliced from 2 exons. The record is from RefSeq and is a predicted model, not a curated record.